This is a messenger RNA of Macrosiphum euphorbiae (potato aphid), 690 nucleotides long. The record is from the annotation of a GenBank genome assembly. NCBI's taxonomy places the organism in Eukaryota, Metazoa, Arthropoda, Insecta, Hemiptera, Aphididae.
AUGGACGCCAAGCCACGUGAACUGUACUUGCUGUUUCGAGCAUAUGAGGGUUACGAAGGAUCUCUGUUAAAAGUUACAAGCAAAAAUGGCAAAACAGCUUCGCCAGUGGGUUUUGUUACGUUCCAGACACGCGCUGGCGCCGAGGCCGCUAAACAAGACCUUCAGGGCGUCCGGUUCGAUCCCGACAUGCCGCAAACCAUACGGCUAGAAUUCGCUAAAAGCAACACGAAGGUUAGCAAGCCAAAACAGCCCGCCAACGCAAACGUCACGCCCAACACGCACCAAGGCCUGAUGCACCCGCUCACCGGACAUCUAGGCGCCCCAUUCUUCACCGGUGCUCCGGCAGAGUUAUGGCAUCAUCCGUUGGCGUAUGCUGAUAUGCCGACCGCAGCCACGGCCACGGCUUUACAACACGCAGCUCUUGUCCAUCCGGGACUACAUCCACAUCCUCAACAGCCGACGUUGACGCUGGGCCCACACGGCCUUCCGUUCCUGCCCUCCCCCGCACUGCCCUCGCCGCCCAACCAGCAGCAGCCCCAGCCGCCUUGUUCCACGCUGUUCGUCGCCAACCUCGGGCAGUUCGUGUCCGACCACGAGCUUAAAGACAUUUUCGCCAGGGAGUAUGCUGGCCAAAAGAAAUUGGACAACGUCAAUUUCACGUAUACUCACAUGCAGUUGAACAACACCUGA